Molecule: messenger RNA, 3760 nt
Organism: Brassica napus (rape)
Lineage: Eukaryota; Viridiplantae; Streptophyta; Magnoliopsida; Brassicales; Brassicaceae
Product: extensin-2-like
Exons: 3
Coding region: 145-3369 (1074 amino acids)
Biological process (GO): plant-type cell wall organization
Molecular function (GO): structural constituent of cell wall
Source: RefSeq, a predicted model, not a curated record
AACAAUCUUCUCCAUGCAGAAACACAAUCAAUCACUUCUUCUUCUUCAUAUUCUUCAAACGUUAAACAGUUCUCCAACAUUUUCUUUCAUUAAUAAUUUGGAGAACAAAGCCUUAGCAUCCAGUGAAAUUUAUCCGGUGAAACAAUGGCGACUCCGGCAUGGAGUCAGGCCAGAGGUCAAUGGGUAGUUGCCAUGUUGGCAUUACUCGUUGGCUCGGCAAUAGCUACCGAACCUUACUAUUAUAGUUCUCCUCCACCACCCUAUGAAUAUAAAUCUCCACCGCCUCCGGUUAAAUCUCCUCCACCUCCUUAUGAAUACAAAUCUCCUCCCCCUCCGGUUAAGUCUCCUUCACCACCGUAUUACUAUCAUUCACCGCCGCCGCCGGUGAAAUCCCCUCCCCCUCCUUAUGUAUACCACUCUCCUCCUCCUCCAGUGAAGUCUCCUCCACCACCUUAUUAUUACCACUCUCCACCACCACCCGUGAAAUCUCCUCCCCCUCCUUAUGUAUAUCACUCUCCUCCACCUCCGAUUAAGUCUCCACCACCACCGUACUACUAUCACUCACCACCACCACCGGUGAAAUCGCCUCCUCCUCCUUACUAUUAUCAUUCUCCACCACCACCGGUUAAAUCUCCACCACCACCAUAUUACUACCAUUCUCCACCACCACCGGUUAAAUCUCCACCACCUCCAUACUACUACCACUCUCCACCUCCUCCGGUGAAGUCUCCACCUCCACCAUACUACUACCACUCUCCACCUCCUCCGGUCAAGUCUCCACCACCACCGUACUACUAUCACUCUCCACCUCCUCCGGUCAAGUCUCCUCCACCACCGUACUACUAUCACUCUCCACCUCCUCCGGUCAAGUCUCCUCCACCACCAUACUACUACCACUCUCCCCCUCCUCCGGUGAAAUCUCCACCACCACCGUAUUACUACCACUCUCCUCCUCCUCCGGUUAAAUCUCCACCACCACCAUACUACUAUCACUCUCCACCACCACCGGUCAAAUCCCCACCACCACCAUAUUAUUACCACUCUCCACCACCACCGGUAAAGUCACCACCUCCACCAUAUUAUUACCAUUCUCCUCCUCCUCCGGUAAAAUCACCACCUCCACCAUAUUAUUAUCACUCUCCUCCUCCUCCAGUGAAAUCACCACCUCCACCUUACUAUUACUCAUCCCCACCACCACCAAAAUCUUACCCUCCACCAUACCACUACUCAUCUCCUCCACCACCACCAAAGUCGUACUCGCCACCAUACUACUACUCAUCACCACCACCUCCUGUGUCGUACCCUCACCCUCACCCACACCCACACCCACACCCACACCCACAUCCACUUGUCUUCAAAGUUGUAGGUAAAGUGUAUUGUUACAGAUGUUAUGACUGGACUUACCCCAAAAAGUCCCACGAUAAGAAGCAUCUCAAAGGUGCUGUUGUAGAAGUGACUUGUAAGGCCGGUGACAAGAUAGUCAAGGCAUACGGAAAGACCAAAAUCAACGGUAAAUAUGCAAUCACCGUUAAGGGAUACAACUACCGUAAAUACGGUGGCGAAGUUUGCACGGCCAAGCUUCACGCGCCGCCUAAAGGCUCACCGUGUAACAUUCCUACAAGCUACCAUAUGGGUAACAAAGGUGCAAAGCUUCAUGUGAAAUCAAAGACAAAGUACGAGGUUGUGCUCUAUGCCAAGUCCUUUGCUUAUGCACCUAAGAAACCUUACGGAGAAUGCCACAAACCAGCUCCUUACCAUCCUCCUUACUACUACAAAUCGCCACCACCACCAUCUCCGGUUUACUACUACAAGUCACCACCACCACCGGCUCCAACCUAUGUCUACAAAUCUCCACCACCACCAACUCCGACUUACGUCUACAAGUCGCCGCCUCCUCCAACCCCAACAUAUGUCUACAAAUCGCCUCCUCCUCCUACCCCAACAUACGUAUACAAGUCUCCUCCACCACCAACUCCAACGUACGUAUACAAAUCACCACCGCCGCCAACUCCAACUUACGUCUACAAGUCGCCUCCUCCACCUACACCAACUUAUGUCUACAAGUCUCCACCGCCCCCAACUCCGACUUAUGUCUACAAGUCUCCACCACCACCCACUCCGACCUACGUCUACAAGUCACCACCACCACCACCUCAAACUCACACUCCGACACCAUACUACUACCAUUCUCCACCACCACCAGUAAAAUCCCCUCCACCUCCUUAUUACUACCACUCACCACCACCACCGGUUAAAUCUCCACCACCACCAUACUACUAUCAUUCACCACCUCCUCCGGUGAAGUCUCCUCCACCACCAUAUUAUUACCAUUCGCCACCUCCUCCAGUGAAGUCUCCUCCACCACCAUAUUACUAUCACUCUCCACCUCCUCCGGUGAAGUCUCCCCCGCCACCUUAUUACUAUCACUCCCCACCCCCUCCGGUGAAAUCACCUCCACCACCAUACUAUUACCACUCACCACCUCCUCCGGUAAAAUCCCCACCACCACCAUACUAUUACCACUCUCCACCACCACCUGUGAAGUCCCCACCACCACCAUACUAUUACCACUCACCACCUCCUCCAGUGAAAUCCCCACCACCACCAUACUAUUACCACUCACCACCUCCUCCAGUCAAAUCUCCUCCUCCACCGUACUACUAUCACUCACCACCUCCACCAGUGAAAUCUCCACCACCACCAUACUAUUACCACUCCCCACCUCCUCCGGUGAAAUCUCCACCACCACCGUACUAUUACCAUUCACCACCUCCUCCGGUGAAAUCUCCUCCUCCACCAUACUACUAUCACUCACCUCCUCCACCAGUAAAAUCUCCUCCGCCACCGUACUAUUACCACUCUCCACCUCCUCCAGUGAAGUCGCCUCCACCUCCUUAUUACUACCACUCACCUCCUCCUCCGGUGAAAUCCCCACCACCACCAUAUUAUUACCACUCACCACCCCCACCCGUCAAAUCUCCUCCACCUCCAUAUUAUUACCACUCACCACCUCCUCCGGUGAAAUCUCCACCACCACCAUAUUAUUACCACUCACCUCCUCCUCCGGUGAAAUCUCCACCACCACCAUAUUACUACCAUUCACCUCCCCCUCCAGUCAAAUCUCCUCCUCCACCAUAUUACUACCAUUCACCUCCUCCACCGGUGAAAUCUCCACCACCACCAUAUUACUACCAUUCACCUCCCCCUCCAGUGAAAUCUCCUCCUCCACCAUAUUACUACCAUUCACCACCUCCUCCUGUGAAAUCUCCACCACCACCAUAUUACUACAACUCUCCACCACCACCAGUAAAAUCUCCCCCACCUCCCGUCUACAUCUACGCUUCUCCCCCGCCUCCUACCCAUUACUAGGCUCGUCAAUUUCGACCAAAUUUCCCCAUUAUUCAAGUUUUCUAUUACAAAAUCAAAUAAAGGAAGGGUCAAAGUCAAAGAUGAGAAGAAGUGAACCAAAUAAGGAUCGUUGCAUGGAAACCAGGAACAAGACAUCUCUAACAAUAAUCCACAUCACUUCCUCUUCUUCAAUUUCGCUCAUCUUCCACUUGUGCAUCAUCUUCGUGUCUUCAUCAAGUCAAAUUGUUUCCAAGACCCCUUUAGAUCGUAUCAUACACUUAUUUGUUCCGUUUUUGUUGUUAAGUCGGGUUUUGUAAUUUAUUUGUUGUGCAUACAUUUUCUAUACAUAUAUGAUUUUCAUUAAUGUAAUGAGAGAGUGGUUAGCAAAUAAAAAAUGUUCAGUUUCUUCUUU